AUGGCUGCUCCCAACUCAAAGGAUUCUAUGAAUUUGGUCGGAACCUGGCAUCUGAAUAGAACAUUAUCUGAUGACCCCGACAAGAUUUUUGCUCUGCAAGGAGUUCCUUGGGUCGUUCGGCAAAUAUUACGAUAUGCGAGCCUCUCAUUGCACAUUUCACAAGCUGUUCGUUUUCCUGACGGCACUACCACGGUGAUAAACGAAAACAACUCAGAUAUUGAAUAUCCCAUCGAUUCUAUCAUGACGCUUCAUAUCAAACAGACCGUGUAUCCCGGAGGUUUUAAUAGCGAAGGGAGCUACCCUGUUAACGGUACAUCCCAAGACCUGUCGCUUCCAAUUUUCGGAGAAGUUAUGAUGAAGUUACGAUAUGUAAACACAUCUAGUGUUCCCGACGAGAAGCUCCGAAGCCUUCUCAGCCAAGGAAGCCCAUCAAAAAUGGCUAUCGACGAGCUGGCCCAUAAUUCAUCCAAAGGAUGGCAGGCACAGGUCUGGUGGGGCUUUGAGUGGGUUGGAGAUACCAGGUACUUUACUCGUAACGCCACCGUGACUAGAAACAAAGACGGACAGACUGUGACGUCUCGAAUGGUCUAUGACUUCCUUAAAUGA
Messenger RNA from Penicillium macrosclerotiorum, 606 nucleotides. RefSeq lists its product as uncharacterized. The transcript is spliced from 3 exons. The coding region runs from base 1 to 606 and encodes 201 amino acids. The record is from RefSeq and is a predicted model, not a curated record. NCBI's taxonomy places the organism in Eukaryota, Fungi, Ascomycota, Eurotiomycetes, Eurotiales, Aspergillaceae.